This is a messenger RNA of Telopea speciosissima, 1165 nucleotides long. Its product is annotated as TIMELESS-interacting protein. NCBI's taxonomy places the organism in Eukaryota, Viridiplantae, Streptophyta, Magnoliopsida, Proteales, Proteaceae. Gene Ontology annotation, molecular function: DNA binding; zinc ion binding. The transcript is spliced from 5 exons. Bases 99 to 980 code for a protein of 293 amino acids. Gene Ontology annotation, cellular component: replication fork protection complex; nucleus. The record is from RefSeq and is a predicted model, not a curated record. Gene Ontology annotation, biological process: replication fork arrest; DNA replication checkpoint signaling; DNA damage response.
AUUUCUUCCCGCCAUGAGAAGGAAAUCAGGCAAAGCCCGCCCCUUGUAAAACAACAAAACGGAGCCGUGGAAGCGAGUGAGACAACCAGACCCCAGAAAUGGAAAACCGCACCACCGACGCUCCCACCGGCUGCUACAAGUGCGGCCGUCCAGGCCACUGGUCUAGAGACUGCCCUUUCUCUGCCCCAGACCCAAAAUCAAACACCGAUUCCCUCUCUAAUUCAAACCCUAAUCCUAAAUUCUCUCGUCCAUAUUCCAAGACCGGUAGUUUCCCUCCCAGACCACCAGAGAAAGCUUCUGAGAAACCCAAGAAGCUUCCAAGAACGAGACCCAAGCUCACCCCUGAGGUUCUCCUCUCCGACGAUGGCCUUGGCUACGUCCUUCGCCACUUCCCUCGCGCUUUCAAGUUUGGUGGCCGUGGUCAUGAGGUUCGGGAUCUUGGGAAUCUCAUUGGGUUAUAUGCUCAAUGGCACAAGCAUUUGAUUCCCUACUAUUCUUUUGAGCAGUUCAUACACAAGGUGGAACAAGUUGGUGCCACUAGACGUGUCAGGACAUGUAUCAGAGAAUUAAGAGAUAGAGUUGCCAAUGGAGGAGACCCCUCAAAGUUGCAUGAACCUCCAGUUGAACAUGAUGUCUCGAAUUGUGAACCAGCUUUAGAGGAGGCAACGAACUUGGAGAGCACAAAUCAUCAAAUGGGAGAGCCCCAAACAAAUAACCAUAAUGUUGAUAUUAUGCAAGAAGAAAUGUUUGAUGAGAUCUAUAGGACUGCAACUGAAGAACCUUGUCAGUCCUCAGAAACUCAAAAGGUUAUCUCUCAAGCCUCUCCUGAUCAAAGCUCUGGGAAAGAGUUAUCUAAUCGAGUGGCAGAUACCUCGAAUGAAAUUCAGGUAACAGAGGAACAGAGAGCUCGCAUGGAAGCUAACCGAUUAAAGGCAUUAGAGAGAGCUGCUGCCCGAGUCCGAUCUUUGGAAGCAGCUUGAGUGUUACUGUUCAUUGUGCUUGCUUCUAUUAUCUACUCCUAUUUGUGCUUUAUGAUUAUGGUAAUGUAAAAGUUAAUGUGGACUAUCAGUUCGAAAUGUAUUUGUUUUUACACAGUAGAAUCUCCCCAUUGCUGUGGAAUUACUCAACUGCACAAAUCAUAUUAUCUCAGGGUAACUCAUUUUGU